This is a messenger RNA of Rotaria sordida, 300 nucleotides long. NCBI's taxonomy places the organism in Eukaryota, Metazoa, Rotifera, Eurotatoria, Philodinida, Philodinidae. The record is from the annotation of a GenBank genome assembly.
AUGCUCAAUCAUUCGAGUCAAAUUGAACAAGGUGAUCAUCUUAUAGUCGACUGUCAUACGGCACGUUUUGCUUGUCUACUUAUUGAAUUAAUUGAUAAAAUCGAUCAUCAAAUAAGUGAAACAAUUCAAGUGUAUCCACAAUCAAUCAAAUCAGGCGAUCUUGCUACAGUGAAAAUGAUUCCGUUGGAACCUGUCUGCGUUGAAAAAUUUGACGAUUAUCCAUCAUUAGGCUAUUUCAUUGUGCGUGACAAGAAUAAAAUAAUGGCCAUUGGCAUCAUCAAGGAUGUUGAAAAGGUAUGA